Messenger RNA from Penicillium waksmanii, 1116 nucleotides. RefSeq names its product glycoside hydrolase family 28 protein. Gene Ontology annotation, cellular component: extracellular region. Lineage: Eukaryota; Fungi; Ascomycota; Eurotiomycetes; Eurotiales; Aspergillaceae. Gene Ontology annotation, biological process: pectin catabolic process. Gene Ontology annotation, molecular function: polygalacturonase activity. The record is from RefSeq and is a predicted model, not a curated record. The transcript is spliced from 3 exons. Bases 1 to 1116 code for a protein of 371 amino acids.
AUGCGCACUGCUGUCGUCUCUGUACUCGCGCUGUGCGCGGCUGCGUCCGCGGCACCUUCCUCCAUGACCAAGCGAGCCAAAUGGGCGAUGGCGACCCGUUCAUCCUCUUCUUCGACAUCCUGCACUUUUAAUUCCGCUGCUAGUGCUAGCGCAAGUGCCUCUUCGUGCUCUACUAUUGUUUUGGAUAACAUCGCAGUUCCUGCUGGCGAGACCCUGGACCUGGAAGAUCUUCAAGAUGGCGCCAAGCUUAUCUUCAGCGGCGAGACGACCUUCGGUUACAAGGAGUGGGAUGGUCCGCUUAUUCGUGUCUCUGGAUCCAACAUUGCCGUUUCUGGAACGUCCAACCACACCAUCAACGGUGGUGGAGAGAGAUGGUGGGACAGCGAAGGUUCUAACGGUGGCAAGACCAAGCCCAAGUUUUUCUACGCCCAUGGCCUGGAUGAUUCAACUAUCACCGGCUUGAAUGUCAAGAACACCCCCAUCCAAGCUUUCAGCGUCCAGUCCGACAACAUCGUUCUCAGCAACAUCAACAUUGACAACUCUGACGGCGAUGACAAUGGCGGCCACAACACCGAUGCUUUUGAUGUCAGCGAGAGCAACGGCGUCACCAUCCGUAGUGCAACUGUUAAGAACCAGGAUGACUGCUUGGCCGUCAACUCUGGCUCCAACAUUGUCUUUACUGGCGGUACCUGCUCUGGUGGUCACGGUCUUUCCAUCGGAUCCGUCGGUGGCCGUGACAACAACUCCGUGAAGAACGUUACUAUCUCCCACUCGACCGUUUCCAACUCGCAGAAUGGUAUUCGCAUCAAGGCCAAGUCUGGCGAGACCGGCUCCGUCUCGGGCGUUACUUUCAGCAACAUCCAACUCUCUGGCAUUACCGACUACGGUGUUGUCAUUCAACAGGACUACGAUGAUGAGGGAAACCCGACCACUGGCAUCCCUAUCACUGACCUGACUGUGCAACGCGUGGCUGGUACUGUUGAGAGUGACGCUACCCCCAUCUACAUCAUGUGUGGUGACGGCAGCUGCUCGGACUGGACUUGGUCGGGUGUCAGCGUCAGCGGUGGUGAGAGCAGCGAUGACUGUGAGAAUGUGCCUUCUGGUGCUUCUUGCUAG